Neltuma alba is the source of this 2201-nucleotide messenger RNA. RefSeq lists its product as uncharacterized. NCBI's taxonomy places the organism in Eukaryota, Viridiplantae, Streptophyta, Magnoliopsida, Fabales, Fabaceae. The record is from RefSeq and is a predicted model, not a curated record. The coding region runs from base 342 to 1625 and encodes 427 amino acids. The transcript is spliced from 13 exons.
AAAUAUAAUUCCAUUUUUGUUUCUACGGAAGACUCUUGUGCCUCUAUCUUUCUCUCUCUUUGUUCGUCUCUGUGAAGAAGUGCAUUAGAAUCACAUUUUUGAAUUUUGCUUUUUCAAUCUUGAGCUGCUGGGCGACUGUGUUUGUGGGUUGGUCUCAAAUUCUCAGCUUUCUUGGGUUUCUCUGAUUUUGAAUCGAAUUAGGUUGGAGUUUUGUGCUUCCAAUUGACUUACUCUACCUUGCUGAAUUCUUACCACUGCGUUGUUGAUGAGCUUACUAGAACUUUGACCCGACCAGUCAGCCAUAAGGGCGAGGGACAAGCAGGUGCAGUAAGCAUUCGGACAUGGGUUGCCUUCUGUCAACUCCAAAGGAUGCUGGUGGAAAUAGAAGAAGGCCGGGGAGUAUUGGAGAGGUUUCAGUUUAUGUUCCUGGUCUAAGAAUUCCUAAACCCGUUGAUUUUGCCCAGUCACUUGGUGAUUCUUUGUCCAAGAAUAUAGUUGAGCGUCUAUCUGCCCUCAGAACUCGUAUAGUUGUAAUGGCUGGUCAAGAAGGUCCUACAAUUACGCGGACAAAAAGAAAAAGUGCCACCCAACAUGGUGGUUCAACGUUGUCUGAUCUUCAGCAGGCUCUUGAGGACUACCUGCCUGUUCUUUUGGGAUUAGUUAAAGAUGGAAAUCACCUACAAUAUAAAGUACAAUUUGUUUGGAUUAAUCAGGAGGAUGAAGCAGAGGAAACAGCCAUGUCUAAUGCUUGGUAUGAAGUGUUGUCGGUUUUGCACUUGAUGACAACACUAUUGUUAUCACAGGCUAAUUUAUUGCUUCUUCCAAGAACAUCUUCUGAUGGUUAUCAGCCGAAAGUAUCGGAAGAAAGUAGACGAGCUUCUGUUGAUAUCUUCUUAAAGGCAGCUGGAUAUCUGGAUUGUGCUGUCAAACAUGUUCUUCCUCAAUUGCCUGCAGAGCUCAGGAGAAACUUACCAGUAGACCUUGCAGAAGGAGUUCUUCGAGCACUUUGUCUCCAAGCAUUAGGACAGGGUGUUGAUAUCCAACUUGGAAUGGCAAUUGAUAGUACCAAAGCGACUCUUGCUGUUAAGCGCAGACUUGCAUGUGAGAUGGUGAAGUAUUGGCAGCAGGCUCAAGACAACAUCAUGAAUCUUCCCUUAACUAAUGGUUGGGGUGAAAAGCAUCGUAUGUUUGUGAAAUGGAAGUAUGUUGAAGCAAAGGCAGCAGCAUAUUAUUAUCAUGGUUUGAUCCUUGACGAGGGAAACACGGAGAAGUCUCAUGGGAUGGCUGUAGCUGCUCUACAAGCAGCAGAUGAGUACUUCAAAGAAAGUAAGAGGCUGUGUGAGAUGUUCAAUGCAGCACCUCCAUUGUCAAGAAAUCCGCCGGUUUGGGGGACCAUGAAAUAUCUCUCCGAGAAAAUUCCCAAGGAUACUUCAAGCAAGGUUCGAAUAAACCGAGAUCUAUAUUCUCAUGAGAGAAUCAUGGAGACAGCACCAACAUUGCCUGACUUCGCAUUGGCCUUGAAACCAGAUGAAUAUCAGCUUCCUCAGGUGGAUCCGUCCUGGCAAGGGGAGACCAUAAAAGGGGGACAAACUGGCCCCAACAAUCUCAAGGGUGACAGUAGAUAAAACCUCAAAAAAUUUGCAUAUUUUAAAGAUUCAGAGGUUGCCAACUUAAAGCUUAAGAGGGUGAUUUUUCAGUCGUUGUCAAUAGAAAAAUGAGUUUCUUGGCUUCUCUUUCCCUUGUGCCUUUUUCCUCCCUCCUUAAUAUAUGAAAAAUGCCCAAAAAAUAGAGCUUUGAGUGGUGUCUAUAAUAUUGAUGGUCUGGUUCAGGGAAAAGGGGGUUCCUUGCCAAUACCCAAAUAAUGUUAUUGGUAUUUAUUUCAAAGUAAAGCCGGUCAAAUGCUCAAUUCGGUAAAUCCAAGUUUGCGCGAGUAAUUGUGUGGAAAGAAAGUUGACUUGAGCAGGAAUGAAGGAAUGAUUUCAUUUGCAAAUUCCCAUAACUGAAAAUUCCCUUUCCCUUCCCUUACCCCCGUUUAAAUUCCCACAUAUCCUAUCCGCUUGUAACUUGUUCCCUUUCUAUCUUGCUGUUUUGUUUUGCUCUCCUCUUAACUGUCUUGCUUCUUUCUUCUUAUUGAACAAUGGAAAAGUUUGCUCUGUACCCAAAAUUAAUAUCAUGAUCAAGAUUUUAAAGUAGUUAUAACA